AUGUUCUUCUUCUUCAUAUGCGGUGAGCACACCUUCCGCAGUGAGAUUCCUGGAUAUGAGGGAAUGGUGUGUCAAUGCCACCAUUGCGGAAACAUGGCAGCCCACGUUGUCAAGAGCCGCCCAUUCUUUACCUUCUGCUUCGUUUCACUGCAGCCUAUCAUUCCUUUCACUAUCUCAGGAUACAAGGAUGUUACAUGCAACAUUUGCCACUUUCAACAGCCCUUGGAGAAUCGUCCGGACGUCAUGGCCAUGGCUAAUCGUGGCAGCGGAGGUGCUAAUCAAGGUGGCGGGCAAUACGGUCCUCCUCCACCUCAGGGUGGACAGCAGCGUUAUGGCUGA
This is a messenger RNA of Metarhizium acridum CQMa 102, 339 nucleotides long. NCBI's taxonomy places the organism in Eukaryota, Fungi, Ascomycota, Sordariomycetes, Hypocreales, Clavicipitaceae. The record is from RefSeq and is a predicted model, not a curated record.